Molecule: messenger RNA, 3697 nt
Organism: Cuculus canorus (common cuckoo)
Lineage: Eukaryota; Metazoa; Chordata; Aves; Cuculiformes; Cuculidae
Gene: LIMS2
Product: LIM zinc finger domain containing 2
Exons: 10
Coding region: 658-1683 (341 amino acids)
Biological process (GO): cell-cell adhesion; positive regulation of substrate adhesion-dependent cell spreading; cell-cell junction organization
Cellular component (GO): cell-cell junction; focal adhesion; cytoplasm
Source: RefSeq, a predicted model, not a curated record
CCCCUCCAGGUACUGGAAAGUCACUAUAAGGUCUCCUCGGAGCCUUCUCUUCUCCAGGCUGAACAAGCCCAACUCUCUCAGCCUGUCCUCGUACAGCCUUCGGAUCAUCCUUGUAGCCUCCUCUGGACACAUUCCAACAGCUCCAUCUCUUUCUUAUGUUGAGGAUUCCAGAACUGGACACCAUCCUCCAGAUGAGGUCUCAUAAGAGAGGAAUAGAGGGGCAGAAUCCCUGCUGGCCACGCUGCUUUUGAACGCAGCCCAGGACAUGGUUGGUUUCUGAAGUUAUUAUGAACUUCACAACAGUCAAAACUCUUGGUGAUUUGGAGCUGGCUCCAGCCCUGCUGGACCUCGGAUUUGAGAUGGGGAAAGGUUGCAAUGAGAGGGGAUUCCAGAAGAGACAUCUGUUCAGCACGGAUGAACACAGGAUGUUUUCAUCUCCGAAGAAUGAGCAGCGCCUGUUAAAAAAAACCGUUUGGGAGAAAACUUUCAAAAAAAUUUCUGGGAUGAGCUUUGAUUUGUCUUCCAUGGGAGCUAUUGGGCUUUGCCUGGUCCCGCCCGGCUGCCCGGUCCUUUCCCUUUAUAGGCAAAGCUCGCGGGGCUCGGGCUCUGCGGGGCGGGGUUUGCCCGGCGGGGCCGCCGCUCGCCCGCAGCGCAGGCAUGACGGGCAGUAAUAUGUCUGAUGCUCUUGCGAAUGCAGUAUGUGAACGCUGCCAGACUCGAUUCGAUCCUGCGGAGAGGAUUGUGAACAGCAACGGGGAACUAUAUCAUGAAAACUGCUUUGUCUGUGCUCAGUGUUUUCGUCAGUUCCCAGAUGGGCUUUUUUAUGAGUUCGAAGGUCGGAAGUACUGUGAGCAUGACUUUCAGAUGCUGUUUGCUCCAUGCUGCGGGGAAUGUGGCGAGUUCAUUAUUGGGCGCGUUAUCAAGGCAAUGAACAAUAACUGGCAUCCUGAAUGUUUCCGCUGUGAGCUCUGUGAUGUGGCACUUGCUGACCUGGGUUUUGUGAAGAAUGCUGGCAGGCAUCUGUGCAGGCCAUGCCAUAACCGUGAAAAAGCUAAGGGACUGGGCAAGUACAUCUGUCAGAAGUGCCACCUGAUAAUUGAUGAGCAGCCUCUGAUGUUUAGGAAUGAUUCCUACCACCCAGAUCACUUCAAUUGCACGCACUGUGGGAAGGAGCUGACUGCUGAGGCCCGGGAACUGAAGGGGGAACUGUAUUGCCUGCCCUGCCAUGACAAGAUGGGAAUCCCUAUCUGCGGAGCCUGCCGCAGGCCCAUCGAGGGACGAGUGGUCAAUGCUCUGGGAAAGCAAUGGCACGUUGAGCAUUUUGUUUGUGCCAAAUGUGAGAAGCCGUUUUUGGGGCAUCGACACUAUGAGAAAAAAGGACUAGCUUAUUGUGAAACUCACUAUAACCAGCUUUUUGGAGAUGUCUGCUACAACUGCAGCCACGUGAUAGAGGGAGACGUGGUAUCGGCUCUUAACAAAGCCUGGUGUGUGAAUUGCUUCUCCUGCUCCACCUGCAACAUCAAGCUUACGCUGAAGAAUAAAUUUGUGGAGUUUGAUAUGAAGCCUGUAUGCAAGAAGUGCUAUGAGAAAUUCCCCUUGGAGCUGAAGAAACGCCUGAAGAAGUUGUCAGAGCUGGCAUCCAAGAAGGCACAUCCCAAAGCUCUGGAUUUAAACUCUGCUUAAACAGAUCUGUCAGUCUACUGACCUCACUCUUACAGUCAUAAACUGCUGCUCACAGCAGCUGCUGAUUACAGCGGCAAUUAAUAAGAACAAAUGAAAUGAAAGAUGAGUAGUACCUUCCCCUGCUUCUGGUAACGUAGCUUGCAUCUUGCCUAUGCCUUUUCUCAACCAAUUGCCUAUUAACACUGGCAGAAAAAGUAAUAUGAUUUCUGCUUGAGCAGUUUACAGGCUGGUUAUUAAUUUGCUAAUAACAACUUGUUCUGCUUUUGUUGUAUUGUGCACAUUCUUUCCUUCCUCAGUUGAACUGUAGUUCUAUCUCCAUUCCUAUAUAGUCUGAGUUGGUUGGAAACAGUGGUUGAGUAUGGGGUGGAAGAAAUGUGGGAUUUGCUCUUUUUCAGUUGAAUUACCUCCAGUACCUGAAGCGGCUACAAGAAAGCUGAGGAGGCACUUUUACGAAGGCUUGUAGUGACAGGACAAGGGGCAAUGGGUAUAAACUGGAGAGGGGCAGAUUUAGACUGGACAUAAGGAGGAAUUUCUUCACCAUGAGGGUGGUGAGGCCCUGGCCCAGGUUGCCCAGGGAAGCUGUGGCUGCCCCAUCCCUGGAGGUGUUCAAGGCCAGGUUGGAUGGGCCUUGGGCAGCCUGAGCCAGUGGGAGGUGUCCCUGCCCAUGGCAGGGGGGUGGAACUGGAUAGGCUUUAUGGUCCCUUCCAACCCAAACUAUUCUGUGAUCUCAAGUGCAAAAAUUUCUCUGCUUACCCUGGGAGAAGAUUUUUUUUUUUUUUUCAUGUAGGCAAAUAUUCUGAAAGCUGUCACUCCUUGCUACACACCAGACGUUCUGGUCGGAUCCUAGUGAGCAUGUAUGGAUGCUGUGCAAUCCUGGUUUGCAGAUUUUCUGGGAAAGCGCAGGAACCAAUCGUCGUGGCAUCUGCACUGCCACGUGUUUUGCUCAGGGCUAGAUAAGACAGCUAGUCGUAUGGUACCAAAUCAAAUGCUUCAGUUUCAAAUCCAGUCCUUCUCACUUUAUUUGAAAGAUGAGAAUUCACAGGCUGUACUUCAGAAAGCCCAGUGACAUGAAGGGAUUUGUAGCAAAUGUGGUUUUAUGCAGAAAAAAACCAAGAAGUAAGAUUUAUUUUUUUUUUUAAAUUUCACCCAAAUAAGAGUUUCCCCUCACCUUUCUUCUUAAGACCUGAGAGUACUUAGAGAGGACCUCAGAUGUGAAUCUCUAAGUCUUAAGCAUGUAGUUCUGCUCUCUAGUUUUGCCUGUCACCGGUGAGGCUUCACUGGUCCUGCUGCCUCUGCUAGUACAACCCAAGGUGCUGAGAAACAUACUGACUUUCAACAUUCCUGAUACUUGUUUAGGGGUGAGCCGUCAGAAUGCUGUUUUGAAGUCCACUUGUGUGCUGUAUGAUCAUGGUGAGCUUCUGAAACCUCUGGAGGUGUUCCCUGUAGUUUCUUUUGCUGAACUGAGCUGAGCAGCAUGAAAAUCCUUUUCCAUGAACAGCUGGAGACUGUCUGCCCUUUUUGCAAGGUGGACAGGAGGAAAGGCACUGGAAGACUGCUGUCCCUUGCGUGAUUUAAAUCUUCCAUAAAUUGGGUGGUUUAGUAGGUCAGAGGAGUACAACAGCUGGGCCUGGGCACCACCAUGCAGCCACAGGUGAAUUAGCGAGCAAGAAGGUAAAGCUUCCUCACCUCUUGUAUGUUUGAGCAGCAACUGGAUCGGGGCAACGGUCUACCUAAUCAUCACGCUGCUCAGAGCAGAUCUAAACAAGAUAAUAGCUGAAGCACUGGUAGCUGCAACCAGCGUGUUAGCGGCUACUCUCCAUGAAACAGCAGUGGUGGGAGAGAAGAAUUCCAUAUGUGCAACCAUCUCUUAGAAACUCACUGGCUUUGCUAAUUCACCUUCCUUCAACUGCUUUGCUUUUUGUUACCAUAAGCUUUUAGACGCAUCCACGCGAAUGCCAAUAAGGGGAUAGGCCUUAAUUUUAACAGUAGAACUCUUCCGUCCUCUUCUGACCCA